Molecule: messenger RNA, 1625 nt
Organism: Mycotypha africana
Lineage: Eukaryota; Fungi; Mucoromycota; Mucoromycetes; Mucorales; Mycotyphaceae
Exons: 8
Coding region: 15-1490 (491 amino acids)
Molecular function (GO): dipeptidase activity
Source: RefSeq, a predicted model, not a curated record
ACCGUAUUUAUUCUAUGUCACCACCUAUUCAACUUGCUGCUUCACAAGAAGACGAGAAUACGCACAAGAGUCCAUUGAGCUGCUGUGCGCCAGGCUUCUUUUCUAAAUAUUUUACUUGUUCUCGCUCGAGUUCUACUACAAGAGAUCAGCCUUAUCCUUUCUAUAACGAUAUCAGUGACAGUAACAAGUUUAUUUAUUCAGCCAUGGCACAUCCUGAAGAAUCCUUGCCUUGUUAUCAAGAUGUUGUAGAUUCUUUGAGAAAACUUGACUUGAUGUGUACAAAAGAUGUUCAAGAUAUCAUCCAUAAACAAAUUGAUUCUAUUCAAGAGGAACUUCGAGCUAUCAGUUUGGAUCUUCAUGAACAUGUGGAAACGGGCAUGAAAGAAGUGCAUGCUCAUCAAGUGUUGACGGAUUAUCUCGAGAAGAAAGGAUUCAAAGUGACUCGACACGCCUAUGGUAUGAAGACGGCUUUCAUGGCUGAAUACAGCCAUGGCCAAAAGAGUGAUGGACGUAGAAUUGGCGUCUGUUCAGAAUAUGACGGUCUACCUGGAUUGGGACAAGGAUGUGGACAUAAUUUAAUUGCUAUUAGUGGUGUUGCCACAGUCAUGGGCAUAAAAGCAGCUUUGGAAUCAGGCAAUGUGUCUGGUAAAGUCGUUCUUUUUGGCACACCUGCUGAAGAAUUAUCUGUUGGUAAAAUUGAAUUGUGCAGAAAAAAGGCAUUUCAAGACAAUGUUGACGUCUGCGUCAUGCUGCAUCCUACCUCUUCAGACCAACAAUAUGCUGCUUUUAUUGCUGUUCAUGAUGUUCGUGUGGAAUUCUUUGGUAAAGCGAGCCAUGCAGCAGCUGCUCCUUGGGAAGGUGUCAAUGCUUUGGAUGCUCUCAUCCAAGUAUGGAAUGGUAUCAGUAUGAUGCGUCAACAACUUUUACCUACUGACAGAGUGCAUGGUAUUGUGACUGACGGAGGACAAGCUCCCAACAUCAUUCCUGAACAUACAUCGGCUUUCUUUUUUAUCCGAACAACACGUGCCGAUCAAAUCAACCGUCUGGUCCAAAAGAUGGAAGCCAUCUUUGAAGCAGCCGCGUUGGCCACGGGAUGUCAAGUCAAAUACACUUGGCGAGAAAUAGGUGUUACCAAGGAUGUGAUUCAAAACCGACCGAUGGCGGAUGUGUAUGCUGAACACAUGCGCCGUUUUGGCAUUGAGUUUCCAAGCGAAGAAGAACAAAUACGUAUGGGUGGUGGCUCGACCGACAUGGGAAAUGUCAGCUAUGAAAUGCCUGUCAUUCAUCCCACGUACGGCAUUCAUACCACGGCAGCCAACCAUACGGUGGAAUUCACCAAGGCAGCCAAGACCAUGGAAGCGCAUCACGAUACCCUACGGGCUGCCAAGGGUUUGGCUGCUACAGGUGUUGAAGUAUUGCUCAAUGAUGCCUUGUACCAACGUAUCAAAGAGGAUUAUGAAAGAUCCAUCAAAAAAGUCCAGAAGGCCUAAAAAAUAGCGCUUGGGGAAUCAAGGGGGAUGAAAACAGAUAGAAUGCUAUUUUUGAACUAAAUUGAAAAUAAAUGAUUCGUCUUUUCAACGAGAUUGUAUCUCUGUGCUGUUGAUUGCUUACCCUCUCACGGGACU